Messenger RNA from Rodentolepis nana, 903 nucleotides. The record is from the annotation of a GenBank genome assembly. NCBI's taxonomy places the organism in Eukaryota, Metazoa, Platyhelminthes, Cestoda, Cyclophyllidea, Hymenolepididae.
AUGGAACUAACACCUGGGACAACUUCCUUAACACCACCAACUCCACCACCACCACCACCAAACUUGAGCUUACCAGGAGACGGCGAGGCUUGGCUACGAUUGAUGGAGCAAAACCCUCUGAUACUUCGACAUCUGCUCAGUGCUGCGUCCCAGAACUUGAAAGCUCGUGAUGAAAACAAUGAAGGAAUUAGAUCCAUGAUGGAAAGUGGAUUUGUGGUGGUCAACAUUGUCACUCCUAAUUAUGGAGUUACAUUUAACAGGGCUCUUCAAUACCCCGGGAAUUUCAAGGAAACUGAGCAUCGGCUUUUUAAUCAAAGUGAGCUCGACGAUAACCGGGAGGGAGUUCCAAUCAAGAAGAAAACCUCCUCUCGUGAAAACACAUGCUUCUUGAAGAACUGGCUUUACGAGCAUCGGAAGAAUCCAUAUCCAACAAAAGAGGAGAAAGUGCUGUUAGCAACGGUUACGAGAAUGAAUUUGACUCAGGUUUCCACCUGGUUUGCUAAUGCUCGAAGACGUCUAAAAAAGGAUAAUCGAUUGACCUGGAGUGCUAAAAAUCGAUCUAUUCCUCAACCUCCCAUUCAUCACCCACCUCCACCCCCACCUCCUCAACCUAUUCAAAAUCUUCCUCCAACUUUCCCACCAGCUGAACCUCUCUGUUGGAAUGCGGAUCCAAAUAUUGUUAGAGCGUUGGCAACGCAGGUUCAAACAAUACUAUUUAGCCAGAUGGUUAGGGAUAUCAGAGAUCGUUUGGCUGGAAAUUCAUCGGAACCGGAUAUGGGAUUCAAACCAGAGUCAACUUCCCCACAAUCUACGACAUCUGCAAGAAUCUGGUCUCUUGCAGAUUUGGUGAAUGAAAAAUCGAAAAUCCAUAGAAAUGACAUUGAUCCAAAGAAUGAUUCUUGA